AACCGUUUGGGCGAGGUGCCGUCGGGAGGUUCUCGCGAGACGGGAGCGACAGCGGGAGUUGGCGUUUCCCUCACGCGGCCGCUCCGAGGUCUCCAUCCCUUUCUCUGCCUCCCGCCGCCAUGUCGGCCAUGGGGACUCUGGCAUUCGACGAGUACGGGCGGCCCUUCCUCAUCCUCAAGGACCAGGAGCGGAAAAGCCGCUCCACCGGCAUAGAGGCCCUCAAGGUACGCGGCGGGCGGGCGGGCGGGCGGGGGAGGCCGGCGCUCGGAUUCAAAGGCCGAUCCUGGUCCUGCAAGAGCCGCCUCACGCCGCCGCCGUUACCCGCCUCUCUCCUGGCGGGCUCUCGCUGCUCCUUGGUGGGGCAUCUCGGAGCCGCCGCCUCGCUCCGGCCCCUUGGCGCGGAGCUCCGGCCCCCUCCCUGUGGCGCGUGUUCGUGCCCCCUCAGCCCCCCCUUCGGGAGUUGGACCCCUCCCGCCAACUGCCGCCCCUUCUCUGUUCGCGCUCCCGGCAGGCCGCCUUGUUUUAUUUCCCCCGACCCUCCUUCUACACCAGGGGUCUGCAGACUUUUCCCGCCGGGCCGGUCCACCGUCCCUCAGACCUUGUGGCGGGCCGGACUGCAUUCCUAUGCCCCACAAAUGACCCAGAGAUGCAUUUUAAAUAAAAGGACACAUUCUGCUCAUGUAAAAACACACUGAUUCCCCGACAGUCCAGGGGCCAGAUUUAGAAGGCGACUGGGCCGGAUCUGGCCCCCGGGCCUUGGGUUGCCUACCCAUGUUCUACACCUUCUUUUCCCCUUCCCGUCCCUUUCUGUUUUCGUCUCUCUUUGGAGCGUUUGACAGAAUUGAUCGGGAUCCUUGACGAUCCAGAGGGACAGGAAUGUCGUCACACUGCACUAACCGUUUGAAAGCUUUUUGGGGGGGGGGGGUGAACGAGAGAGAGCUCCUUUCCUUUCAUUUUGAAAGUUUCGGAAAGGAGCUAACACCCUGCCUAGCAAAUACUCUCCAUGUUCUUAGAGACACGAAAAUGAUGCAGUCAUUCAGGUUGUAUAAUUCAUCUGUAUGUACAGAUUCAAUUACAGAAAGAAUUAUAUGAAUGGUUACAUUUCUUGGUGACCCUUAUGUUAUACGUCUAUUCUAUUUAGCUAAUGAAAUAUAAAAAAAUUAAAAAGAGGCAGCACUGUCUUCAUCUCUGUUCUUGCAAGAUUUUGUAAUACUGGUUCUGUACUUGUGUUUUAUAGUCUCACAUAUUGGCAGCUAAGGCAGUAGCCAAUACUCUAAGAUCUUCGCUUGGGCCCAAUGGUAAGUAUAAUUAUGUUAUAACCCUUUAAAUCUGCUGUGUUAAAAUGCUUUUCUAUUCAUACUGGCAUUUUGUUUCAAUAUUUGUUGCAGGCCUUGAUAAAAUGAUGGUUGACAAGGAUGGUGAUGUGACUGUGACAAACGAUGGUGCCACCAUCUUGAAUAUGAUGGAUGUGGACCAUCAAAUUGCUAAACUUAUGGUUGAGCUGGCGAAAUCUCAGGAUGAUGAGAUUGGGGAUGGGACCACAGGUGUUGUUGGUAAGAUUACUGAAUCUUAUGUGUUGAAAUUUUGUAACUUUAAAAGUGAUUUCAAGUUCCUUAUAAAAAAUGCUAAGUUUGACAGUAACGACUAAGUAUCAUAUGUAACUGGUACCUCGGUUUUUGAACACUCCUCGGAAGUCUUAACAUUCCAUGCGGCUUUCACUGAGUGCAAAAUCCUGAGGCCUAGCUGUCGGCUAUUGAGUUUUCGGUUUUCGAACGUUUCAGAACUUGGAACGGUCUUCCAGAAUGGAUUAUGUUCGAAAACCAAGGUACCACUGUAUUUAAUUAUACACAUUGCCACAUUGUGUUUUUGUUUAUAAAAGAGUCAAAGCUACAGCUUAUAGCAGUUGAUCAGUUGCCAGUGCAUAAAACUUUAACCCAGUUGAGUAGCAUAAAAUGACAUUAUUUGCAGUAACUGCAUGGAUUGUGCACCUGGAUCAGUUUCUUUAAACUAAAUAGUUUUGCACAUUUACUAGAGAAUGUGUAUUCACUAGGGAUUCCUCCCAGUGUUUGUAAAAUUGCAUGAUAGGUCUUAAAUUGUGGUACUCCGUUUUUAUCCACACUAAUAUUUGAGGUGGUAAAAGUGGUUUUAUCAUCUCUGCUCAUGAUGAAACUUGCUAAGUACAUGAAAUUCAAAGGUUAACAUGAUAAGAGGAUAUAUAUAUAUAUAGUCCAGUAGCACCUUAGAGACCAACUAAGUUUCAUACCCAUUGAGUCAAUCACCCAUCUCCUACUACCCUCCUGAGAAACCCCCCCCCCCCCACUAUAUAACUUCUGUUUCAGUGUAUCUGAAGAAGUGUGCAUGCACACAAAAGCUUAUACCAAGAACAAACUUAGUUGGUCUCUAAGGUGCUACUGGACAGUUUUUUUAUGUAUUUCGACUGCGUCAGACCAACACAGCUACCUACCUGAAUGAAAGAGGAUACUUUGAAAUAAAAUGAGUUUUAUUUAAUGUCCAGUAUGUUCUAUAAAGGGGCGUGGGUGGCGCUGUGGGUUAAACCACAGAGCCUAGGACUUGCCGAUCAGAAGGUUGGCGGUUCGAAUCACCGUGACGGGGUGAGCUCCCGUUGCUCGGUCCCUGCUCCUGCCAACCUAGCAGUUCGAGAGCACGUCAAAGUGCAAGUAGAUAAAUAGGUACUGCUCCGGCAGGAAGGUAAACAGCAUUUCCAUGCGCUGCUCUGGUUCACCCGAAGCGGCUUUGUCAUGCUGGCCACAUGACCCGGAAGCUGUACGCCGGCCCCCUUGGCCAAUAAAGUGAGAUGGGCGCCACAACCCCAGAGUCUGCCACAACUGGACCUAAUGGUCAGGGGUCCCUUUACCUUUAAGUUCUAUAAAACAACUGGCACUGGGUGAUGUCCAACUUUGUCAUACUUGAAAUACAGUGGUACCUCGGGUUACAGACGCUUCAGGUUACAGAUGCUUCAGGUUACAGACUCCGCUAACCCAGAAAUAGUACCUCAGGUUAAGAUCUUUGCUUCAGGAUGAGAACAGAAAUUGUGCAGCGGCGGCAGCAGGAAGCCCCAUUAGCUAAAGUGGUGCUUCAGGUUAAGAACGGAUCUCCAGAACAAAUUAAGUUCUUAACCCGAGGUACCACUGUAGACCCAUACAAAUCGAUGAACUUAAAUCCAUUCAUUUCUAAUCUCAGUAACACAAAAGUUUUGUGUUCCAUGACCAAUGAUCUUUUCCCAAAUUUUCAAAAUGAAAAAAUGUAAGCAUCUUAAUCUUCAGAUUGGCAGCACUGGCCAGUCCUCUGCCUCCAGAAUUGUAUCAGCGGGAGCAAUUUGUUUCUGUAGGAUGGAGCUUAUUUUCUGAUGGAAUAAUGCUUUAUAAAGCUAUAUUUUAACUUGUUUAUUUUAUGUAUGGGUUAAUUUGUGUUAUAUUGACACACUGCCUCGAUUUUAUAUUUUACUCUUGCUAUUAUAUUGGAUAUUACGUUUCACAUUCUAUAUAAUAUCUCAUUAAAAAUGGUUUUUGGAAAUUAUGAGACUAGGGCAACUAUUACUUUGAAUUAGACAUCUUUAGUCCUUCUACCCUAUUUGGCUUCAAAACCCUAUAAAUACCUAUUUACCUGAUCAUCUGAUUGUAGCUGGUAAAAUGAUUUCCAAGUUAUUGUUCAAUAUCAAGUUCUUCUAAAACUGGAAGAUUUAGGUUUUUCAGUUAGUUGGUAUUCUUCAAAAUAUUCUAAUUGGUGUGUGUUGGCAGGUAUAUUAAUAAAAAUAUUCAUGGACUUGCUUGCACACAGCUGUCUGUUUCAGGAACUUAUCUUUAGGUGCCAGGAAAAACAUUCCUCACCUCACAAGCUUUUGGCUAAUUAAACCGUGUACAGUGGUACCUCGGGUUACAUACGCUUCAGGUUAAGAACUUUGCUUCAGGAAAUCUUGCUCCGGCGGCGCAGCAGCAGCAGGAGGCCCCAUUAGCUAAAGUGGUGCUUCAGGUUAAGAACAGUUUCAGGUUAAGAACGGACCUCCGGAACGAAUUAAGUACUUAACCUGAGGUACCACUGUAUUGGCUUUUAAACUGCGGUGGGGGUAUUAUUUGUUUGUUAUUAUGGCAUGUAGUUUUGUGGUUUUAUAUUGUAAACCACCUUUUGAUCUUCGGAUGAAGAGCAGUAUAGAAAUUUAAUAAAUAAUAAUGGAGGUAAAAUUGCCUAUUAAAGAGGCAAAACGUUUUUGUUACAACUUUGCUUCUGCAGUUCUUGCAGGUGCUCUAUUGGAACAGGCAGAGCACUUGUUGGAUCGUGGUAUUCAUCCUAUCAGAAUAGCAGAUGGGUAUGAACAAGCUGCUCGCAUUGCUAUUGAGAACUUGGACAAGAUCAGUGACAGUUUUCCUGUUGACCCAGAGAACUUAGAGCCUCUCAUUCAGACAGCAAAGACUACUCUGGGCUCUAAAGUGUAAGUACACACUACUUCUUUUAAAAAAAUUAAUACUCCUAGGUAUUGUAAUUCUGCAGGCAAAUUUCUGUUUGAGCUUAUGGUUACUGAGAGUUGAUUUAUGCAUUACAUUGAGCACAUGGUGUGUUUUUUAAAGCAAUGGGUAAUAUUCAGCCCAAUUACAUUAUACAGAGUAGAUUCAUUGUAAUCAAAGGACUUGAAUGAUUUAAGUACAAUGCUUCAUUGGGUCUAUUGAGUAUAACUAGCAUUGGCUAUUGCCCAAUGUGCUUAACACUGAGCCUUAUUUUGAAGGAAAACCUGCUGAUUUUCAAGUGUUGCUAGUGAGGAAAGAUUAUCAAACAGUGAACUGCCACAGAAGCAGGAAUACCCCAGGCUGCCUCUGCCCUGCCACCUUUGAGAGUAGCCAGAGGAGGUACAAGAAUGAACACAAGAAUGAAAUGGAUUUUUUAUGUAUUGACGAAACUUUGAAUAAAUAUCAUUUAAAAAAAAAAAGAAUGAACACAGCACCCACACCUAUCUGCUUUUGCUCACCCUUUCUUAAGAGAAAUGUGUUUGACUGCUCACUUACUCUUCUCUCUGGAAGUUGUGGUGCACCAGAUUAAUCAAGGAAGGAGCAGUUACUUAAUUCGCUCACCAGUGUUCUACAGGUGGUGACAAUUGAACCCAAGCCUCCACUGAAUGCUACCCAUUGAUAGAAGAGGGUGGGUGAGAAGGAGCAGCAGCUGUUCCUUGCUGCUUUCUUGCAACAGCAAGGAGUGGGAAAGUGAUGGUUGCUGCUGCUUCUGAUCACUCAUUUGCUCUUUUCAUCUGGUAGGCUACACCUGCUUGUGUGCUCGUUGUUUUGGUGAGCAAAAGUAGGUAGUUACUGCUUUUUGUUCCUUUGAAAUAUUGUUCCUUUGCAGCCCCAACUUUAAUUCAGAGUCAAGACAUGGCUGCAAGGAAAGAAUCAGAAACACGCUUAGAGUGCGCUUCUGAUUCUUCAUCCUUUAGUUGCAGCUUGAAGUUUUCAGUGGUGGCUUGAUGUUUCCUAUGUCUGACAUCAUACGACAUCAGGCCAAAGGUGGCUGUGGUUAGCUCAAAAAGACUUGCAGACCUGAGGUUCUUCACUCCUCUACAGUUUGAUUUUCUCUUCUCACUGAUUUCUGCUGAUAAGUUAUUUUUCUUCAAAAUAAAAGUGAUGGCAUUGAGGAAAAGUGAUUAACGUAAUAUGCAGUUUGAUCAUAAGUUUAAAGUGAGCUUGUGUCAACAUAGUUUAAAGAUUAAUAUUUAUUCUGUGAGUUCUCCAAAAUCUUCAGUAAGCCAUUCGGGUCUACAAUGUUUGAUUUUGAUUUUUUUUAAUUACCUGAAUAUUUUAUAAUGAAACUUCCUUUCAUUUUUAGAAUUAAUCGUUGCCACAGACAAAUGGCAGAAAUAGCUGUAAAUGCAGUGCUAACUGUGGCAGAUAUGGAGCGCAGAGAUGUUGAUUUUGAGCUGAUAAAAGUCCAGGGCAAGGUCGGUGGUAGACUGGAGGACACGCAACUAGUAAAAGGUGUGAUAGUAGAUAAAGACUUCAGCCACCCACAAAUGCCUAAAGUGAGUGACCUUGUUGAUUUGAUAAUGGGAUUUUUUCUUUGUAAACCUUGAGUUUUCUUAUUGCUGCUUAAGUCCAGCUGUUUUUUUAAAUCAACUCAAAAUGUAUUAUUACAGUGGUACUUUGGGUUACAAACACUUCGGGUUGCAGACUCCGCUAACCUGGAAGUAGUACCUAGGGUUAAGAACUUUACCUCAGGAUGGGAACAGAAAUCGUGUGGCGGCAGGCCCCAUUAGCUAAAGUAGUAUCUCAGGUUAGGAAGGGUUUCAGGUUAAGAACGGACCUCCGGAACAAAUUAAGUUUGUAACCAGAGGUACCAUUGUAUUACCAUUAUUAUCUGGGGUGGUUUGUUCUUGAGGAAACCAUUAAUUUUUAAUCGUUAAAACUUGAAAGUUUAUUGCCCACUUUAACUCUAGCCCUUAUUUUCCCAGGAACUUAAAGAUGUUAAAAUUGCAAUACUGACUUGCCCAUUUGAGCCACCUAAGCCAAAAACUAAGCAUAAGCUUGAUGUAACAUCUGUGGAAGACUAUAGGGCAUUGCAGCAGUACGAGAAGGAGAAGUUUGAUGAGAUGGUGAAACAGGUUAGAAUGAUACUUAUUUGUUUUAAUAUGCUAAAAGGCUUUUGAAAAAUGUCAUAAAAAUCUUCACUUGCAUUUGACAAUUAACACUCUUGCCAAAUAGUACUGAAAGUGACCAUUGUGUUCAGUGUUGUAUAUGUUGUUGUCGUUUAGUCGUGUCCGAGUCUUCGUGACCCCAUGGACCAGAGCACGUCUUCCACUGCCUCCCGCAGUUUGGUCAAACUCAUGCUGGUAGCUUCGAGAACACUGUCCAACCAAUCUCGUCCUCUGCCAUCCCCUUGUUCUUGUGCCCUCAACCUUUCCCAGCAUCAGGGUCUUUUCCUGGGCGUCUUCUCUUCUCAUGAGGUGGCCAAAGAGCCUCAGCUUCAGGAUCUGUCCUUCCAGUGAGCACUCAGGGCUGAUUUCCUAAGAAUGGAUAGGUUUGAUCUUCUUGCAGUCCAUGGGACUCUCAAGAGUCUCCUCCAGCACCAGUGUUGUAUAUAUUCCACUCCUAAAGUUUCUAUUCCACAUGCAGGUUAUUCAAAUUCUUUAUCAAGGGAAGCCAAAUAAUAUAACCCAUAUAUAAAAGCAGUUUUUGCAUAAUUCUGGUAUUCCUAAUCAUGGGUAGGGGAAGGUGCUGUGCAAGACACUGAAACUUUGUCCCCCUGCCACUAGAUAGCUUAUUUAUCCACCUCUGUGGCUUGUGAGAUUUAUCUUCCAGACUUCUAAGCAUAGUUUUGCAAUCUAUGUUUAAAGUUUCUAACGUUUAAAGAGAGGUGUGUGUGGAAAUGCGCUUCUGCAGAAUUUCUGUAUGCACUUAGCCCAGAUUAUACUUCUUGCAAUACUAAAAGGAAAUUGAACAACAUUUCUGAAUUUCCUGUUUACAGCAAGGUUUAUCUUGCAUAAAAUCAGAAGUUUAAUGAUGUCAGAGAAUCGUCUUGGAGUAGCUUUGAAGUGGAUAUGCACUUGAUUAGGAUUUAGAAGUGAGGCUGAUGUAAGUUGCACUCAGAGUUGGAAUCCAGUGUACUGUAUUCACUAUUCAUGACUAAGCCUCUUGAUUUUCAAUGAGUCUCUUCUGAGUUUUGCUUUGUUGGAUACCACUCAAUGCUUCUAAAGCUCGGAGUAAAAUUGUGAACCAGUGCUUCCCUGCCCACUUCUUACUUUUAUGUACUUCUGAGAAGCUCAAAACUAACAUUUCAAGUCAAAACGGAAGCUGACCAGCAUGUGUGAGUCUGCACUUUUUUGAGAUCUAUGACUCCACCUAGCUGUGAUUGGUCAAACUAUGGCGCAGGACCAAUUCGUGUUUCCUUUUCUUCCAUCCGUCUCCUGUGUAGCAGCGGUAGGCUUUAAGCUUUCGAGCCAGGCCUCUACCGUUGCAGGAAUGUUAGCAUGAAGGCCCUUCCAAGCUGCACAUUUAUUUGAUGUGCACCACAACCGGGGGCAACCCCCAAACCAGCUAGGGAGACAGCUUGCCAUAGUUUUUAGCACCUCCAUGGGUGGUUAAUGUAACUGGCAUCUGUUCAGGGCUGCCCCUAUUCAUGCGGUUACUUACUGUAACAACUUCAUGGUGAGUUCCAGCAACUAUUUUUCUUGAAAAAAAGCACUGAAUAAAUAUGUAUAUAUGUAUGUAUUUUAGAUCAAAGACACUGGUGCAACCCUAGCUAUUUGCCAGUGGGGAUUUGAUGAUGAGGCCAAUCACUUACUGCUUCAGAAUGAGUUACCUGCCGUUCGCUGGGUUGGUGGUCCUGAAAUAGAAGUAAGUAUGAGUCACUUGCUACUCCUUAUUUUUCCCGUGUACUUUAAGGUUUGUCACUCAUAGCUUUUCUGAUUGCUUUCAGUUGAUUGCCAUUGCAACUGGAGGCCGCAUUGUACCUCGUUUUUGUGAGCUCACACCUGAAAAACUAGGAUUUGCUGGCAUUGUCAAAGAGCUCUCAUUUGGAACCACAAAAGACAGAAUGCUUGUAAUUGAGCAAUGCAAAAAUUCCAGAGCUGUGACCAUCUUCAUUAGAGGUGGAAAUAAAAUGGUGAGUGAGCUAAUUUAAUCAGAUAGUGUCUGCAGUUGUUUUUUUUCUGUUAAAAUCUUUGUACUGUUUCGCUUUGAUCUGCCUUAAUAGGAAUUCCUAAGUUGUGACAAGAACAAGUAGUAAUUAUUAACCUUGGAAAUAGGUGAUGUAAGAAAAGCACCGUAUUUUUCGCUCCAUAAGGCGCACCUACUUUUUUGGGGGGGGGGAUUCAAGGAAAAAAUACGCGGCUUUUGCGGGAGGUGAGGGAAGUGAGAGAGCCUUGCUUUGUCCCUUCCCCCACCUCCUGCAAAAGCCAGGGAUAGCCACGCGAAGCCUCCCCAGGGCAGCGGGAUGAAAGCUCCCCACUGCCCUGCGGAGGCUUUGUGCCACUAAAGCAGAAGCUAAAACAGCUAGAACAGAAAGCUAAAACAGAAGCUAAAACAGAAACAGAAACAGAAACAGAAAGCUAAAACAGAAGCUAAAACAGUGCUGCACAGCACUGUCUCUAGCUGUUCUGGCUUCUGGGGUAGCCUGCGAAGCCUCCGCAGGGCAGGGGGGAGCCCUCAUCCCACUGCCCUGCGGAGGCUUCGCGGCCUACCCCAGAGCUGCUCAGGAGCUUGUCAGGGCUGGCGGGGGAAGCCCAGCUUUCCCCCACCCCCAGCCCCAGCCCCAAAAAGCGGGUCGAGGAGCAGCGGAAAGGCUGUCACCCUUUCUUUUGAUAUACUAUGGGUGGAUAGUUGGCUCUUAAUUCUGGAUACCUUAAGGGUUUGUUUAAACAUAACAGGUUGCAUUAACAUUGUGUUCUGCUUGCACAGCAGAUUUUCACUUUUUCAAGGGAACUUCUCCAUCCUUGCCUUUCCCCUGCAGCCUCCUGCACACCCUCAAAAUUGUGAUUACCUUUUUAAUGUCAUCAGGCCUUUCUACUGCUUGAAUGUACCUGUUCUGCUCUUUACAUGUUUUACUCCCACAUGCACAUCAUGUUGAAAUUAAAGAAUUUUAUUUGUUUCACUGUGUUGUGAGCAUAAUUUUUAUCCCACUUUUUCUCUUCAACCAGUGAACCUUCUAAAACUAGAUUAUCAAAUUAAUUUUGCCACUUUGAAAUUAAGUUUGUAGACCUUCAGUAGAAGCAUCAAAACUGAAUAGUAGUGUUGUUUGCUCAUCCUGAGUUGGACAGGAGAACUGCUGUCCAAAAGGAAUUCUUGGGAGGCAGGAAAGGGCUGCAGUUCAUACCUUUUGUGUGCUGUUGCUUCUGAUACAGAUAGAAGUAGCUGGAGGAGGGGUUGUGUGGAUUUUUAGAACAGCAGUCCUACUCAGAAGCAAGUCUCAUUCUAUUCAGUAGGGUUUACUCAACUGAUAAAUGGAAAUAGGAUUUCAGCCUAACUGUUUUGAUAGGAUUUUUGGGUAGCCGUGCUUUUUAAUUUUAAGCCACUAAAAAGAGUGAAACUGGGCAAAUGACAGCAGUAGAAUUGCUAGUGGAAUCUGCUGUUCAAAUUUUGUAUGCUAGUUGUAUUUUCUGUUUAUUGGAAAAGUGCUAUAACCUCACCUUUCUUGUGUGUCUGCAAUUGCAUUGUCUAAUUGAAGAUCAUUGAAGAAGCCAAACGAUCCCUUCAUGAUGCAUUAUGUGUGAUCAGGAAUCUUGUUCGUGACAACCGUAUCGUUUAUGGCGGAGGUGCUUCUGAGAUCUCUUGUGCACUGGCUGUUAGUGAAACAGCAGAUAAGGUAAAAAAGAAGUUAGUUGAUAUGCCAUGCUGACCAACUUUACAUUAAGCUUUCGUAGAACUACGGAUGCUGCACUGCAGAUCCAAUUUUGUUUCUACUUGUGGUUUCUAGUGAAGCACCUGCAAAUUUGUUGUUGUUGUUUAGUCGUGUCCGACUCUUCGUGACCCCCUGGACCAGAGCACGCCAGGCACUCCUGUCUUCCACUGCCUCCCGCAGUUUGGUCAGACUCAUGUUUGUAGCUUCGAGAACACUGUCCAACCAUCUCAUCCUCUGUCGUCCCCUUCUCCUUGUGCCCUCAAUCUUUCCCAACAUCAGGGAGUCUUCUCUUCUCAUGAGGUGACCAAAGUAUUGGAGCCUCAGCUUCAGGAUCUGUACUUCCAGUGAGCACUCAGGGCUGAUUUCCUUAAGAAUGGAUACGUUUGAUCUUCAUGCAGUCCAUGGGAGUCUCAAGAGUCUCCUCCAGCACCUUCAAAUAGCCGCACCCUAUUCACUUCUGUAUCCAUAAGCAAUUUUAUGCUUAUGGAUUGGUAAGGGUGAAUUGUUCCCAGGCUGAUAAAACUGCAAUAUUCUUCAGAUGUGUAGUAUCACUUUAAACCUAAAAAUAGAUGCUUGCGUGCUCCCACACAAGAAAUCUUCAAAUUAUUGGCAUCUAGGCCCAUCUCUAAAAUUCAGUCACUGUAGUAUAUUGGAGUGUCAGACUUGAACCAGGAAAAAAUGAGUUUAAAUCCCAUCUCAGUCAUGAAUUUGAAUGGAUGGCCUUGGACCAUUAUUUCCCCCUCUCAUCCUAAGCUACCUGACAGAUUGGGAAAAGGACUGGAUGCAUUUUGUUGGCAGUGGGAAUGCUUUCUGGAGGGCCACAUGUAUCUCAUUUUUUUAAGGGGAGGAGAGUUGCUGCUUUUCCUUCCUUUUGUUUUGUUUUUGGAGCUGUUCUUGAAGUAUAAUUAUACUAGUUUUUUCCUUAGCAGAGUUAUCUGUUUUCCACAUUUAUUGGGCUGGGGUGUUAGCCUGCAUGUAUACAGACACCUCCUUGGAUUAUUAUUUGUACUCCUUGCAGAACUGUUGAGUUGCUCAUAUAAAUUGAACUCACUUGUCCUCAUUGGCAUAAUCACCCAGCCAAAUAUGAUUCAUUAUAUGGCCUCAUGACAUUAUAUUCACUAUGUGAGUCUUGAGUGGUUUGUUUUGUCCAUGUAGAUAAUAUGGAGGUGGAAGAGAGAAGAAGCCUUGGGGGGGGGGCAAGUACCAAAGCAGUUGCAAAGCGAAACUGGAUCAGUAAAAUGACAAAUAGGCACACAGUCUAAAACACUAACAAUAAACAAAAAAAACCCACAGUCCUGUUUCCCAUAAUGUAAAGAUAUAUAAAACAGGGCUCAACAGGUUAUGCUCAGGUACAUGUCUUUCUGAUUACAGCGUCUAACAACACAGCUGUUCAUGUUUACCUAGCUGCUCCUUCUAACUGACUUAUAAGGCUUCAUAUAUAAGCAGUAUAGCUGAUGGCCGCUGCUGCUGGGAGCACUGCUGCUUCUGUUGUUCCUCUUUGGGGUGGAAUGCAGAACUGAAGCAGCACUUCCUUAGACUUUGCUCUUACUUCAUGCUGUUAAACUUUAGGAUAGAUAAAAUAAAAAUGUUGGGUGAGGUAAAGCCAAAAUGGUGUGAUAGAUGAGGAGUGUCUUGGAAGCAACAGAGCACACCGUCUCCACCAAGGAGGAGACAGGGAACUCCCCUGAGAAGGAGGCUAGUUCACCAACACAGGAGCCAGAUAUAUGGAGAAACGUGACUCGAAGUAGGAGGCCCAGGGUUCGCUCUGAUUGUUUAGAAAUACACAAUCGCUUUGAGGUCCUCUCCCCUAGCAUGGAAGACGAAGAGCAGACUUCCAUUUGAGGAUCUCUCCCUCAUUACAGUCGAUCAGGUAUAUGAAGACGAGCAGCAAAGUCAGUCCUCAGGGAAUGUGCAGGCGACCUUGGAACGGACAGCUCACGGAAGAACCCCGACCAAACCUAAGAGGAGGCGUGUAGUGGUGAUAGGGGAUUCCCUACUGAGGGGAACAGAAGCAGUGAUCUGUGGGCCUGACAAGAUGUCUCGGGAAGUGUGCUGUCUCCCCGGGGCUAAGAUCCAAGACCCACUGACAAAUACCCCUUCCUCUUGGUUCAUGUGGAAACCAAUGACACUGCAAGCAACAGCCUCCAGAAGAUCAAGAGACUACGAGGCUCUGGGCAGGAAAUUGAAGCAAUUAAAUGCACAAAUUGUCAUCUCAUCUGCCCUCCCAGUUGAACGACGUGGCCCAGGGAGAAAGGGAAAAAUAGUGGAAGUGAACAGCUGGCUUCGCAAAUGGUAUAAACAGGAACGGUUUGGAUUCUUAGAUCACGGACUGCAGUUUCUUGAAGAUGGACUUCUGGCAAGCGAUGGGCUGCACCUCACAACAGUUGGGAGGAAUGUUUUUGCCAAAAAUUUCAGAAACCUCAUCAGGAGGGCUUUAAACUGACUAAUGUGGGGGAGGGAGACAGUGCUCCUGAAGGUAGGAGUCUUAUCAAUUGAUGAAGAUGAUCAUCCAAAUGUCAUAGACCAAAUGGAGCAAACAGCACGCAGACCUAGUGGAUGUAGCCUACCUUGAUUUCAGCAAGGCAUUUGACAAGGUGCCCCAUGAUAUUCUUGUCAAGAAGCUGGUAAAAUGCGGUCUUGACUAUGCUACCACUCAGUGGAUUUGUAACUGGCUGACUGACCGAACCCAAAGGGUGCUCAUCAAUGGUUCCUCUUCAUCCUGGAGAAGAGUGACUAGUGGGGUGCCACAGGGUUCUGUCUUGGGCCCGGUCUUAUUCAACAUCUUUAUCAACGACUUGGAUGAUGGACUCAAGGGCAUCCUGGUCAAAUUUGCAGAUGACACCAAACUGGGAGGGGUGGCUAACACCCCAGAGGACAGGAUCACACUUCAAAACGACCUUGACAGAUUAGAGAACUGGGCCAAAACAAACAGAUUAGAGAACUGGGCCAAAACAAACAAGAUGAAUUUUAACAGGGAGAAAUGUAAAGUAUUGCACUUGGGCAAAAAAAAUGAGAGGCACAAAUACAAGAUGGGGGACACCUGGCUUGAGAGCAGUACAUGUGAAAAGGAUCUAGGAGUCUUGGUUGACCACAAACUUGACAUGAGCCAACAGUGUGACGCGGCAGCUAAAAAGCCAAUGCAAUUCUGGGCUGCAUCAAUAGGAGUAUAGCAUCUAGAUCAAGGGAAGUAAUAGUGCCACUGUAUUCUGCUCUGGUCAGACCUCACCUGGAGUACUGUGUCCAGUUCUGGGCAUCACAGUUCAAGAAGGACACUGACAAACUGGAACGUGUCCAGAGGAGGGCAACCAAAAUGGUCAAAGGCCUGGAAACGUUGCCUUAUGAGGAACGGCUAAGGGAGCUGGGCAUGUUUCGCCUGGAGAAGAGGAGGUUAGGGGGUGAUAUGAUAGCCAUGUUCAAAUAUAUAAAAGGAUGUCACAUAGAGGAGGGAGAAAGGUUGUUUUCUGCUGCUCCUGAGAAGCAGACACGGAGCAAUGGAUCCAAACUACAAGAAAGAAGAUUCCACCUAAACAUUAGGAAGAACUUCCAGACAGUAAGAGCUGUUUGACAGUGGAAUUUGCUGCCAAGGAGUGUGGUGGAGUCUCCUUCUUUGGAGGUCUUUAAGCAGAGGCUUGACAACCAUAUGUCAGGAGUGCUCUGAUGGUGUUUCCUGCUUGGCAGGGGGUUGGACUUGAUGGCCCUUGUGGUCUCUUCCAACUCUAUGAUUCUAUGAAAUUUAAUAAAUGGAAAAAAAAAAUGUCAUGGUCACAUGGAAAAUACAAGCAUAUUCAGGGUAAUAGUGACUGGGUUUAUGCACCAGAAUUCAGGUUUAUAAAAGUUAGAGAAUCUCUUGAAGCUUUUAUUCUGUAUCAUUCAGCAUCUGAAUUCCCCACUUAUUCAAUAUUUCUUAAUAUUUAAUACAAUAAUUAAUAUCAAGUUUAGAUUUUUAUGUAGUAGCUUUGGCUUUGAGGGUAGGGAAGGAAGCUAUAUUUUGUCAGCUGGAAAAACGUAAUUCUCUGUAUAAUGUCACUGCUCACUCCGCAAAGAUGGUUACAGCUACAAUCCUGUUAAGUGGAGAAAGAUACAAUAAAGUAGGCAGUUAAGAUUGAAAGGCACUUCUCAUAAGCAGGUUCUUGUAGCUAAACGUCUUGUGUAGCCUGUGUUCUGUUUGGUUGUUUUUUUAAAAAAAAGAACAGCAUAUAUUUUCAGGUAAACAGUUAUUAAAACAUAAAGCAGGCUCUGUUUUCGGACGUCUUAUUCUGUGAUACUUGUUCUCCUAGUGCCCGUCACUGGAGCAGUAUGCCAUGAGGGCUUUUGCUGAUGCCCUCGAAGCCAUUCCAAUGGCACUUGCUGAGAAUAGUGGCAUGAAUCCUAUACAGACAAUGGCUGCAGUGCGGGCUCGGCAAGUGAAAGAAGAAAACUCUGCUUUGGGUAUUGACUGCUUACGCAAAGGGACAAAUGGUAAGGACCACAAGUACCAGCAUUAUUUUCAGAUAAGUGUCAGUGAAUGUAACGAUUGUUAUUCUACUGCACGUAAUUUCUUAGAAACACCUGAAUGUCAUUAAUAUUCUGAGCUUGCCACCUACUCCAAAAGAUGGGCUCUUCAAUUGGAUUUAGUGAAAUAGAGUGGCAUUCCUUUCGUGCCAUUGACAUUCCAGGGGAGAUUCCAUGGAGAAUUGGGCUAUGCCUUAGGCUAUUUGUCUCUGAACACCAGCUGUUGGAAAUCGCACACGGGGAGAGUGCUCUUGCUCUUAGGUGCUGCUUGGGGGCUUUCUAUAGUCAUCUGGUUGGCCACCUGAGAAUCAGAAGCUAGCCAGGAUGGGCUCUUGGCCUAUUCCAGGUUCUUAUAAUCCCAUACAAUGUGAUCUUCCCUUUGGGUCCUUCUAACUCUUGAUUGUACCAGCCAUUGGUCCUAAGGCACAGGCUGGAUAAAUGUUUCUUGAGUCUGCAGGCAACUCUAGUUCUGCUAGUUACUGCUCUUACCACUGAAUAAAAUGAAUUGUUGUAACAAGAACAUACAUAGAAAUCUAUUCCUUGCAUAGAACAGAUCUGUUUUCUAUGUUCUUGUAUUGUGCUGGGAAUGUUAAAUAAUUUUAAGUGAACGCAGUACAUUCACAUUUUCUUUUCUCUUGGCAGAUAUGAAGGAACAACAUGUUAUAGAAACUUUGAUUGGCAAGAAGCAGCAGAUCUCUCUGGCUACUCAAAUGGUUAGAAUGAUUCUGAAGAUUGAUGAUAUUCGCAAGCCUGGUGAAUCUGAAGAAUAAAAAAUUAAACCUGACAUGUUUCAAUUGCAGUGGUCCCAUCAGCCCAAUUCCAGUGUUUUCUCGUAGGCUGUUUCUGUUUGAUAUACUUAUUUACAUCAAUAAAUAGCUGUUGUGGUGUCAGUACUUUUUCAAAAGUUUCAUUGUUCUUUUUCUUAAGUUAUGCUGGGUCCCAGCUCCUCUUAUACAAAGAUACUGUAGAAAUAGAAACGUUAAAUUGUUCACAUUAUCUGUAGCUUUUAAUCUACUGCUCUCGUUUCCUUGUGGUGUUGGUAUAGAAAGUACAUUAGUACAUUUAGCACAUUAGACUUGUAUAACACUGUCGCCCUAAUUUUUGGAUUUUAGCAUGGAUUGUAUUAAAGUGGGCUUUGUGGAAUUGUAACUGGGAGGAACUCGAAAUAAAAAAAGAUGUGGGUUUUGGAAGAGCAGC
Podarcis lilfordi (Lilford's wall lizard) is the source of this 16020-nucleotide messenger RNA. NCBI's taxonomy places the organism in Eukaryota, Metazoa, Chordata, Lepidosauria, Squamata, Lacertidae. The record is from the annotation of a GenBank genome assembly.